AUGCCGCAGGGCGAGACAUUCCAUCGGGCGGUCUCGAAAGUGCUUUUUAUUUCACAAAUCUACGGCCUGCUUCCGGUUAGCAAUGUCCGUGCUCUGGACGUGGCGGAUAUCCGGUUUCGCUGGUGCUCCCCCCGCAUUUUGUACUCCCUACUCAUCGGGAUCCUAAACCUUAGCGAAUUCGGGGCGGUUAUCAACUAUGUCAUCAAGGUGACCAUCAACUUUCACACCUCCAGCACUCUUUCGCUGUACAUUGUCUGCCUUCUGGAGCACCUCUUCUUCUGGAGACUGGCCAUCCAAUGGCCCAGGAUUAUGCGCACCUGGCAUGGAGUGGAGCAGCUCUUCCUGCGUGUUCCCUAUCGAUUCUACGGCGAGUACAGGAUAAAGAAGCGCAUCUACAUCGUGUUUACAAUUGUCAUGUCAUCGGCUUUGGUGGAACACUGUCUCCUGCUGGGCAACUCAUUUCAUCUGAGCAAUAUGGAGCGCACCCAAUGCAAGAUCAACGUUACCUACUUCGAGAGCAUUUACAAGUGGGAGCGUCCGCAUCUCUACAUGAUCCUGCCCUACCACUUUUGGAUGCUACCCAUCUUAGAGUGGGUUAACCAGACCAUUGCCUAUCCGCGCUCAUUCACCGACUGCUUCAUCAUGUGCAUUGGCAUUGGCUUGGCUGCCAGAUUUCACCAGCUCUAUAGAAGAAUCGCUGCUGUUCAUAGGAAGGUUAUGCCCGCGGUCUUUUGGACAGAGGUUCGGGAGCACUAUCUGGCAUUGAAGCGUCUGGUGCAUCUGCUGGAUGCGGCAAUAGCUCCACUGGUGCUCCUGGCCUUUGGCAAUAACAUGUCCUUCAUUUGCUUUCAAUUGUUCAACAGCUUCAAAAAUAUAGGUGUGGACUUCCUGGUGAUGUUGGCUUUUUGGUACUCCUUAGGAUUCGCCGUAGUUCGCACUUUACUUACUAUUUUCGUGGCCUCUUCCAUAAACGAUUACGAACGAAAGAUUGUCACAGCACUGCGGGAUGUGCCCUCCAAAGCUUGGUCCAUAGAGGUUCAGCGCUUCAGUGAGCAGUUGGGAAACGAUACGACAGCUCUCUCCGGCAGCGGAUUCUUCUACCUCACCCGCUCACUUGUCCUGGCUAUGGGCACCACCAUAAUCACCUAUGAGCUCAUGAUAUCGGAUGUUAUUAACCAAGGUUCCAUCAGGCAAAAGACUCAGUACUGCAGGGAAUAUUAGAUCCUAGAAUUUACUACUCGAAUCUCCAAUUCAAGAACGCAUUUAGUCAUAAGUGUCACGCCCAUGCACCCGCACCGAAUCCACAUUCGCGAGAUCCUAAUCUGCAAAUAGUUCGGCAUACGCCCCAUGUUUACGGCGUGUCCUUAGCACCUGAAGGACCUC
Drosophila mauritiana is the source of this 1383-nucleotide messenger RNA. It is a transcript of the gene Gr64b, whose product is annotated as gustatory receptor for sugar taste 64b. The transcript has 7 exons. NCBI's taxonomy places the organism in Eukaryota, Metazoa, Arthropoda, Insecta, Diptera, Drosophilidae. Gene Ontology annotation, cellular component: membrane. Gene Ontology annotation, biological process: detection of chemical stimulus involved in sensory perception of taste; sensory perception of sweet taste. Gene Ontology annotation, molecular function: sweet taste receptor activity. Bases 1 to 1221 code for a protein of 406 amino acids. The record is from RefSeq and is a predicted model, not a curated record.